Messenger RNA from Periconia digitata, 2627 nucleotides. NCBI's taxonomy places the organism in Eukaryota, Fungi, Ascomycota, Dothideomycetes, Pleosporales, Periconiaceae. The record is from the annotation of a GenBank genome assembly.
UCCAUGGCCCAUAAUGGCCGCGCAAUCAACGUUACGAGAAUCUCAUGAUCCCCUCCUCCACCUAUACAACCACUAUGCCGCCCAGCUGCGCACCCGCGUCCGCGGCGCCUCCAAGCUCACAAAGCUGCUUUCCACUAUAACUCUCGCACUCACCAUCAUCGGCUCAGCAUAUGGCGGACAUCGAUGGGUGAAAAGUAGACGGACAGAGAAGGAGACGGGCCGACGACUGCUGAGAAGGAAUUCGGGACUACGAGGCAAGGAUGGCAGUCGGACCAUCUACGUGCCGUAUCGCGACUCGACGUCUAAAGUGGUCAUCAAUCCGACGAAGCCGACGACAUUCGAUGCGCAUAGGAGACUUUUCCUUCAACCACCUCGCGCGGCGCGAAUGAACGAUUCAACGCGAGAUCCACAGGCACCUCCGCCGCAGACGAAGCCUGGUCUCAACCUCGCCUUCUUGCAUCAAUUCCUGAGCCUUUUGAAUAUCAUGAUACCAAGAUGGAAUAGUAAAGAGUCGGGUCUACUCAUAAGUCACAGCGUCUUCCUGAUGCUGAGAACGUACCUUUCGCUGGUCGUUGCACGACUGGACGGAGAGAUUGUACGCGACCUGGUCGCAGGGAAUGGAAAAGCGUUCCUUUGGGGCAUCUUGAAAUGGCUCGGUGUGGGCACAUUCUCGUCGUAUACCAAUGCUAUGAUCAAGUUCCUGCAGUCAAAGGUCUCGAUUGCGUUCAGAACGAGGCUGACGAGGUACAUCCACGACUUGUAUCUUAACGACCAUCUCAAUUACUACAAACUCUCCAACUUGGAUGGCGGAGUUGGGCAAGGCGCAGAUCAAUACAUAACGCAGGACUUGACGCUGUUCUGUGCGUCAGCUGCAUCGUUGUAUUCCUCACUUGGGAAACCAUUCGUGGACAUUUGCGUUUUCAACUACCAACUCAUUCAAUCAUUAGGGCCACUCGCCUUUACCGGUCUGCUGAGCAACUACUUUCUGACUGCAACGAUACUGCGGCGCCUCUCACCACCAUUUGGCAAACUCAAGGCCGUAGAAGGCCGAAGAGAGGGAGAUUUCCGCGCCCUGCAUUCUCGCCUCAUCGCUAACGCCGAGGAAGUGGCUUUCUACGGUGGCGACCAGAUGGAGAAGCAUUUCUUGGAACGCGGUUUCAAAGACCUCAAACACUGGAUGGAAGGCAUUUACAGUCUCAAGAUUCGAUACAAUAUGCUUGAGGACUUUGUGCUCAAGUACUCAUGGUCCGCGUUUGGUUAUCUUGUUACCUCCCUUCCUGUCUUCUUGCCAGCAUGGGGCGGGUUAGGCAGUGCGCAGGAACUGUCGGGUGGUGAACGUCAAAACCGCGAGAGAAACCGCAUGAAAGACUUCAUCACUAACAAACGCCUUAUGCUGUCUCUCGCUGAUGCUGGAGGCCGUAUGAUGUACUCCAUCAAAGACCUCUCCGAACUAGCAGGCUACACAUCCCGUGUAUAUACCCUCAUCAGCACUCUUCAUCGCGUACACGCAGACGCAUACUAUCCUCCCAACGGCGCCCGUUCUGAACUCUUCUCAACUUCGGACAUCCAAGGUACAGUUCACAAGGGCUUCGACGGAAUCCGCCUCGAGCACGUCCCAGUCGUAGCACCCGCUCUACACCCCAUGGGCGGCGAUGAACUCAUAGAAUCUCUCUCAUUCAUCCUUCACUCCGGCGACCACCUCCUCAUCACGGGUCCCAACGGCGUCGGCAAAUCCACCGUCGCCCGCAUCGUCGCAGGCCUCUGGCCCACAUACCGCGGUCUCGUCUCCCGCCCACGUCCCAUUGGCGAGGACGGUAUCAUGUUCCUGCCCCAGCGCCCAUACCUCAGCACUGGCACGCUACGCGAUCAAGUCAUCUACCCUCACACUGAGGUCGACAUGAAGGCCAAUGGUCGAAGGGACAGCGAACUCCAAGCCAUCCUCGACGAAGCGAAGCUAGGCUACGUACCUGAUCGCGAGGGUGGCUGGGACACGAAGAAAGUAUGGAAAGAUGUUUUCAGCGGCGGCGAGAAGCAGAGAGUGGGCAUUGCGCGGUUACUGUAUCACGAACCCAAAUAUGCGUUCAUUGAUGAAGGAACCAGCGCUGUAUCGUCUGAUGUUGAGGGCUUGUUGUAUGAACGCUGCAAGGCGAAGGGUAUCACACUAAUAACAAUCUCUACCCGCGCCUCCCUCAAACGCUACCACACCUACACCCUCACGCUCGGCCAAGGCGCCCACGCCGACGAGUGGGAAUUCCAGCGCAUCGGCACCGCCCAGGAGAAAUCCUCCGUUGAAAAGGAACUCGCUGAGCUCAGGGAGCGCUUGACGAAGGUUAAAGAGUGGGAGAAACGGAAAGGCGAGAUCGAGGAGGAGUUGGGAAGGGUGUGGGUUGCGGGGGGUGAAGGAGAGAAGGAGAGCGAGGAAUUGGCUGCGCCGGAUUAUGUGAAUGAGGCCGAGGAGGAGGAAAUGGAAGAGGAAGUGGUCGGGAGUGAGGAAUCAGUAAACGACGAACAGGUGGAUGAGGAGGUUGCGAGCCAGGAUGGAGGGGCCGAUGAGCAGGAAGAUGCGAGUGUGGAUGAGGAGAAGGGCAGUGAGGGAGUGGCGUGAGAUGUGUAGUAGAGGGGAUCUG